This is a messenger RNA of Sodiomyces alkalinus F11, 2430 nucleotides long. Its product is annotated as kinase-like protein. The record is from RefSeq and is a predicted model, not a curated record. Gene Ontology annotation, biological process: mRNA cis splicing, via spliceosome; peptidyl-serine phosphorylation; peptidyl-threonine phosphorylation. The coding region runs from base 1 to 2430 and encodes 809 amino acids. Lineage: Eukaryota; Fungi; Ascomycota; Sordariomycetes; Glomerellales; Plectosphaerellaceae. The transcript has 4 exons. Gene Ontology annotation, molecular function: ATP binding; protein serine/threonine kinase activity.
AUGACGUCAAGCUCGGACGAGGGAGAGAUCCUUGAGCAUGACUCUGUGAAUUUGAAGGCAACUUCAUCGCCGAAGAAGCUUGAGGGAAACGGUGUUGACCGUCCAGACAGACUUCGAGAUGGAUACUCGCGCUCCAGGUCUCCCGAGCACGCGAACGGCUCCAGCCCUCGGCACUACCGCUCUUCGCGCUACAGCCGCUCCCCGCCGCCGCGCGCCCUGAAACGACCCCGCGAUGAUCGUGAUCACCGGAGACACAAAGAUGAUAUGCGCCGCUUCUGGGUGCACUACGAGGACUACGAUCGCGAUUCGUCUUACCGCCGCUCGCGCCUCUCCUACGAUGACAUCGACCGUUCGCCGGAUCGAGAUCUGGAUAGGGAUAGGGAUAGAGAUCGUCCCAGAGACAAGGACAGAGACCGUAAUCGCUACACCGACAAGAGGGCUCGCGUCAGAAGUCCAUCUCCCUUCGGUCACCCGCACGACAAGAGACUGAGAGACGAUCGGUAUAGGAGGGACGAUGGUCGACUCAAAGGUCGUCCCGACGGUUCCUCGAGGGAGAGCGGACCUGAAGACCAGAAAGAACGGGUGUACCGAAAUGGCCAUACCCCGUCCGCAAGGGCCACAGUAGGAGAGGACUCGCGUAAUCCCAGAUAUGAUGCUAAACCUCGAAAAGGCCAUGCCGAUGAGACACAGCAGGCGUCGCAACAAGAGCCUGAACCGGAGCCAGACUUUGAAAAAAAGAAUGUCAUCGAUGAAGACGCCGAAAUUGAACGACGCCGACGCCGACGAGCAGAACUCCUGGCCAAGUCUAGCUCUGCGACGCCGCUCCUCGUUCAUGCAGUUCAUGCAGCUGAUAGGUCGUCUGUCUCUUCUCCAGGCCCAACCCAGCAGACAACACCUGCGUCGAUGGAUGUCGACACUUCUCAAUCCGGUAUGGCUUUUUCUUUUUACCGGUUUCCUUACGCCCGAUCACCGAGUUCUCCUCCGGCCGAGCGCUCACCAGAUCUCGACAUCAUGAACGAGACGGAUCUGAUGAAUCGCCACGCAGUCAAAGAUCCCGAGGACGAUGGACCGUCUGCCGCAAACUACGACCCCACUCUCGACAUGAAAGAAGACGAGAAACGCGAUGGGUUGAGGCACGGUAACGUGGGACUCCACGGCGAGGUCCAACCCCAGACGUUACCGCUGAAACCAAAGGACGAAGAUGAGGUGCAAAACAAAGCCCCAAAGGAUGAUGACGACGACGACAUGGACAUGUUCGCCGACGACUUUGACGAGGAGAAGUAUGCAGCCCCGAAGCCGACAAAGGCGACGACGGUCGUAGAGAAGGACACGGAAUCCCCGGCUCUCGGACAGCAGCCCCCGGGUGGUGGUCUUCUCGAAGAUGACGACAAGGAUGGGUACUACAAGAUCCGUAUCGGCGAGGUCAUGAACGGUCGGUAUCAGGUCCAGUCGAUGCUUGGUAGAGGAAUGUUCUCCGGCGUCGCCCGGGCGCUCGACAUCACGACGAAGAAGCUGGUUGCCAUCAAGAUCAUGCGGAACAACGAUGCCCUGAGGAAAGGUGGUUUUACCGAAAUCUCGAUUCUUCAGAAGCUCAAUGAUGCCGAUCCCGACAACCGCAAGCACAUCAUCAAGUUCGAGAGGCACUUCGAUCACAAGGGCCAUCUCUGCAUGACCUUUGAGAAUCUUAGUCUCAACUUGCGAGAAGUGUUACGGAAGUUUGGGAACAAUGUGGGCAUCAACCUCAACGCCACGCGCGCCUACGCACACCAGAUCUUCGUCGGCCUCGCUCACAUGCGCAAGUGCAGCGUCAUCCAUGCGGAUUUGAAGCCCGACAACAUCCUGGUCAACGAGAGUCGUAACCUGUUGAAGAUUUGCGAUCUGGGGACGGCCAUCGACAAGUCCGACGCUGCCACUGCGCAUAACGAGAUUACUCCUUAUCUGGUCAGCCGCUUCUAUCGCGCGCCGGAAAUCAUCCUCGGUAUGCCUUACGACUAUGCCGUCGACAUGUGGUCCAUCGGCUGCACCUUGUAUGAGCUGUACACGGGCAAGAUCCUGUUCACGGGGAACAGCAAUAACCAGAUGCUCAAGGCGAUCAUGGAGAUUCGCGGCAAGAUUACGCCCAAACUGUAUAAGCGAGGCGAGCUCUCCGGCAUGCAUUUCGACGACCUGGGUAACUUUCUCAGUGUUGAGCACGACAAGGCGCUCGAAAAGACGACGGUUCGGACCCUGGCGAUUGUCAAGCCCACCCGGGACCUACGAACCCGGUUGAUGGCCGCAUCGGCGGGCAUGGACGACGCCGAGAGCAGGGAUCUAAACCAUUUUAUCGACCUGCUCGAGCAUUGUCUCGCGUUGAACCCUGAAAAGCGAAUCAAGCCAUUGGAUGCGCUGAAGCACCCCUUCUUUACAUCCAGGACCAUUGCGCGGCGUUGA